AGCAGCGCCUGUGCCCGCCGAGCUUCACGUUUUCCCGCAGAAACGUCGAUGGAGAAGAAGGAGAAGGAAGGCUCUCUGCACGUCUACGGUUCACUGGAGCACACCGAAUGGAGCACGCGCGCCAACAAAGCAGAGGAGGACGUGGUGUCCAUGGCAGACUCCACCAUCACCGUGGACGACAUCGAGGGAGAACUCUUCAAGAUUGAGAGAAUUCGGGACGUCCUGGUCAGGAGGGAGUCAGAGCUCAGAUACAUGAUGGACGACAUCCAGCUGUGCAAAGAAAUCACUCGACUGAAGAAGGAGCUUCAUAAACUGGUGUCUAUACCUGAUAAUGAUAAAUCCAAUGAAGACCGCCAGCGAGAAGACGAACUUCUGCAGCAGAUUCACAAGCUGGUGGAAACCAGAGACUUCCUGGUGGACGAUGUGGAGUUUGAGCGACUCAGGGAGAAGGAAGAAGAUAAGGAAAUGGCAGAUUUUUUGAAGGCCAAAUUCCCAGGAAACAUGAAGAAAACAGCUGGUCCAUCCAGAAGAACUCCAACCAGGGCUCAGCAGAACCCCUACACCAAGACGGGCCUCACCCUCCUGAAGGAGUGUUGCGGCUUCACCUGCUCCAUCAUGUAACAAAGUGAAGGGUCGUCUGCAGCACUCACACAGCAUCUCACGGGGGAAUCCAUCCAUGAAGGACUCUUCAGAGAAACAGACGGAUCAAAUGUCUUUGGGAAACUAAACUAAGCUAAAAAAAACUCCAGUAUUUAUGUAUUUUCUUGCAUUUACUUUUUUUUUACUUUUCUGUUUCUUAAUAUUGUAAAUAUUAUUUCCUCAAUUUGAAAGGAAGAGGAGCACAAGUCCUAAACUCAGCCAAUAAACCGUCGUCAUGAUCUCAUGAGACUCUUAACCAGUUUUUCUGUCAGCUCCUCAUUAGAACGUGGCUGUUUGGCAGCAGUAAAUUGGCUCGCUCUAAACAUGGAUGGAACUUUAUAAUUAACUGGAGGGAGAUAACACUAAUCAGACUAAUUAGUGAGGAGAGCUGUUUGCACAAAGUUAUGCGCAGUUUGGCUUCAGAUCUGAAUGGAUGUGACCUUUAGAAAAGUGGCUGUGAGUGAAGAAGAUGCAGGAGUUCAUUAUCCACAAGUCUCCUUCACUGUCAGCUCUGGAGGUUUUUCAGGAGCGGUUGAUGUGGAAACAACCAGAUUCAGACUUUUUUUGAGUGUAAUAUGUAAAAUUAGCUCAAAAAGUUUUUAAAUCUAAUCUUUGGACAAAAAAGGAUGAAAAUACGAUAUAAUUACACUCAAAACACGGUCAAGUGUUUGUUGAUUUGCUGUUUGUUUCAUUGCCUUAAUCUGUACUUGAAGCAGGUGUUGGUGGAGCUAAUGUCAGACAGAAACACAGAACAGACUGGAGGACGCGUUGAUGUAAUGGCGUCCUAAUCUACGCGGCCCGUCUUUGCGUUGCAGAGACGAAUCGUUGCCAUACCAACCUUGUGUAACCUGGAUGAGUUUGAUUAUCAAAUCGGAGGAAGAUGAGUUGCAGAAAAAAUAUGCUGCUAUCAUUUCUGUCAUAAUUGUGCUGUAAAUUCACUUCCAAUUCUUUUAAAACAACUCAAAGCUGAUAUGUUGCUACAUUUUUAUGUUCAGCACAACAUGAUGUUUCUGUUUCAUGCUUUCUUCUGCUCGUCCUUGACGUGAAUUCAGUCUCUUUUAGUUCAGUCCAGGCUCCUUUCAUUCUAGUCUGUGGUUUACUCAGCAACCACUCUUGAUGUUCUGAUGUAUCCUUGAGCAUGAAAUAAACUGAAGUGCUGUUUGUGAAUGCAAAAAUGGAAGCUCCACGUGAUACGUUGCAUCUGAAACUGCAUUGUAUUUACAACAUGAAAGCAGAGUUGAGACGCUGCAAUAUGGAGCUCCAUCUGGAAAAUACAAAUAAAUGAAUGAAAGCAGAUUAACUCUCA
Molecule: messenger RNA, 1945 nt
Organism: Oryzias melastigma (Indian medaka)
Lineage: Eukaryota; Metazoa; Chordata; Actinopteri; Beloniformes; Adrianichthyidae
Product: bMERB domain-containing protein 1
Exons: 6
Coding region: 49-621 (190 amino acids)
Source: RefSeq, a predicted model, not a curated record